This is a messenger RNA of Amborella trichopoda, 3334 nucleotides long. RefSeq names its product MUTS homolog 2 (gene MSH2). Gene Ontology annotation, biological process: mitotic recombination; mismatch repair. The record is from RefSeq and is a predicted model, not a curated record. Lineage: Eukaryota; Viridiplantae; Streptophyta; Magnoliopsida; Amborellales; Amborellaceae. Gene Ontology annotation, cellular component: MutSalpha complex; nucleus. Gene Ontology annotation, molecular function: mismatched DNA binding; ATP-dependent DNA damage sensor activity; ATP binding.
CAGGUUUUUGGCACGUCUCACGGUAUUUCCCGCCACUCCCCGUACCGCCAUUACCCUUUCUCCAGAUGUAAAAACUCGCUUCUUUCUCUCGCUCUCUCCACAUAAUCAAACACACACACACACACACACUCUCUCUCUCCACAUAAUCAAACACACACUCUCUCUCUCUGCAAUGGAGGAAGCAUCCCUGGAAAACAAGCUUCCCGAGCUCAAGCUAGAUGCAAAACAAGCGCAAGGGUUUGUGUCUUUCUUCAGAAGACUACCUCAGGACACCAAGGCUGUACGCUUCUUUGAUCGCCGUGACUAUUAUACUGCCCAUGGAGAUAAUGCAAAUUUCAUUGCCAAGACAUACUACCACACCUCUACUGCUCUUCGACAAUUGGGUAGCGGCCCUGAUGCCAUUUCAAGUGUAAGUGUAAGCAAAAAUAUGUUUGAAACCAUUGCUCGUGACCUACUUCUUGAAAGGACCGACCACACAUUGGAGCUCUAUGAGGGCAGCGGAUCAAAUUGGAGGCUCUCAAAAACAGGAACACCUGGAAACCUUGGCAGUUUUGAAGAUGUUCUAUUUGCCAACAAUGAGAUGCAAGAUACCCCUGUGACUGUUGCUCUAUUUCCUAGCUUUCGAGACAAUGAAUGCACUGUUGGGUUGGCUUAUGUUGAUUUAACCAAGAGAAUUCUAGGCAUGGCAGAGUUUUUGGAUGAUACCCAAUUCACAAACGUGGAAUCAGCAUUGGUUGCUCUUGGUUGCAAAGAAUGCAUCCUUCCCAUAGAGAAAAAUUCUGCUGAGAUUAGGGUCUUGCACAAUGCCCUUGCCAGAUGUAGUGUGCUCUUAACUGAGAAAAAGAAAUCUGAAUUCAAAUCUAGGGAUUUGGUACAAGACCUUGGUCGACUUGUCAAAGGUUCUAUUGAACCAGUUCGGGACAUGGUCGGUGGUUUUGAAUAUGCCUCUGGUGCCCUAGGUGCAUUGCUAUCUUAUACUGAUCUCCUUGCAGAUGAUAGCAACUAUGCAAGCUAUACUAUGCAUCAUUAUAAGCUGGGAGCUUAUAUGAAGUUGGAUUCAGCUGCAAUGAGGGCAUUGAAUGUUCUCGAGAGUAAAACCGACGCAAAUAAGAAUUUUAGUUUGUUUGGUUUGAUGAAUAGGACAUGUACGGCAGGCAUGGGUAAGAGAUUGCUAAACAGGUGGCUUAAACAGCCAUUGUUGGAUGUGAACGAAAUUAAUUGUAGACUGGAUUUGGUUCAGGCUUUUGUGGAGGAUACUGAGCUACGCCAAGAUCUUCGACAGCAUUUGAAAAGGAUUUCAGACAUUGAGCGACUUAUGCGUAGUCUUGAGAAGAGGAGGGCUACGUUGCAGCAUGUAGUGAAACUUUAUCAGUCAACCAUUAGACUUCCUUACAUCAAAAGUGCCAUGGAGCGUUAUGAAGGGGAGUUCUCUCCUUUUAUCAGAGAGAGGUACUUGGACCCAUUGGAUUAUUGGACCGAUGAUGAUCACCUGAACAGGUUCAUAGCCCUUGUCGAAGUUUCUGUUGAUCUUGAACAACUUGCGAAUGGUGAAUAUAUGAUUGCGGCUGGAUAUGAUUCAAACUUAGCUGCACUGAAGAGUGAACGAGAUGCAGUAGAAGCUCAAAUACAUGAGUUACAUAAACAAACUGCAUAUGAUUUGAAUCUUCCUCUUGAUAAGGCUCUGAAGUUAGACAAGGGCACACAAUAUGGACAUGUGUUCAGGAUCACAAAGAAAGAAGAGCCAAAAAUUAGAAAAAAGCUCAGCACACAUUUUGUUGUUCUUGAGACUCGCAAGGAUGGGGUCAAAUUUACAAACACAAAGUUAAAAAAGUUGGGGGACAAGUACACAAAUUUACUGGAGGAGUACACAAGUUGUCAAAAAGAGCUUGUUAGUCGAGUUGUUCAGACUGCAGCAACAUUCUCUGAGGUGUUUGAAUAUGUAGCUGGGCUGCUUUCUGAAUUGGAUGUUUUGCUCAGUUUUGCUGAUCUUGCUACUAGUUGUCCAAUACCUUAUGUCAGACCAAGCAUUACUAGCCCAGAUAUAGGGGAUAUUGUACUGGAAGGGUGCAGGCAUCCUUGUGUUGAAGCUCAAGAUGGGGUUAAUUUCAUACCAAAUGAUUGUGCUCUUGUGAGGGGGGAAAGUUGGUUCCAAAUUAUCACUGGGCCAAACAUGGGGGGGAAGUCUACUUACAUUCGUCAGGUUGGUGUGAAUGUGCUAAUGGCACAAGUUGGAAGUUUCAUUCCAUGUGAUAGAGCAAGCAUUAGUGUUCGUGAUUGCAUUUUUGCUCGUGUGGGUGCUGGAGAUUGCCAAUUGCGUGGAGUUUCGACUUUCAUGCAGGAAAUGCUGGAAACUGCAUCAAUAUUAAAAGGAGCAACUAAUAAAUCACUGAUAAUUAUUGAUGAGCUGGGGCGUGGAACAUCUACAUAUGAUGGAUUUGGUUUGGCUUGGGCAAUUUGUGAACACCUUGUAGGGGUCACCAGAGCUCCAACUUUAUUUGCAACACAUUUUCAUGAAUUGACUGCAUUAGCUAAUGAAGGCAUCGAUAAUCAUGAGCACCGACGGAUGCCUCUUAAUGGUGUGGCAAACUUUCAUGUUAGUGCACACAUUGAUUCCUCUAGUCGCAAGUUAACCAUGCUUUACAAGGUGGAUCAAGGGCCGUGCGAUCAAAGUUUUGGAAUUCAUGUUGCUGAAUUUGCGAACUUCCCUGAAAGUGUUGUUGCUUUAGCGAGAGAAAAAGCUGCAGAGUUAGAAGACUUUUCACCAACUACAGCUUCCUCAAAUGACACAAAAGAGGAGGUCGGGGCCAAACGCAAGCACCCUUGCAGUCCUGACGAUGUUACAAGAGGUGCUGCUCGGGCUCAUCAGUUUCUGCGUGACUUCUCACAACUACCUUUGGAAGGGAUGAACUACAGUCAAGCUCUACAAGAGGUCGCUAAGUUAAGGUGCAGCCUGGAGAAGGAUGCCUUAGAUAACCCUUGGCUUCAACAGUUGUUUUAGAUGUAACCUUGUUGGCGAUAGCAAGAAGGAAUGUAACCCACAUCUCUCUCUCUCUCUCUCUCUCCACGUUCCUUCAAGGACAAUAGUACGAUGUCAUUUUGUCAUCAUGUUUCGAGGUCUUUGUAUAGUGCCAAUUUUGUGUAUUAUUGGUUGAUAUCAAUCGACUAAACAUGAGAUUAGGUCCAAGGCAAGCUGUGGACGAAUCAGCAUGUAUCAGUGAGAACUUGAUAGCUUAGGAAUCACAGGUAAAAUAUGUGAUUUCCGUUCUUUAUUUUGUAAAGAUAUGUAAUGGGUUUUUGGUUUCAACUAUUUAAGUGCAGUUUUAGACAUUUUGGU